UAUGGCAGAGAUUGAAAACAGCCACUACAGUUGCCCUACAACCUUAGCGAGAGCUCCAUGCUCAGAAAACGCCGAUUCGAGCCUCUCUGCGUCGAAGCCUGAUGGUUUGGUGACCGGAGAGCGGCCAUACUCCAGGACAUCGGCAGAGAGAUUACCGCCGCUUUAGACGACCAUUCAAGACAGAAAGUAUCCUUCGCCAAACGUCAAAGUCAAUGCGGUCCUCGAUCAGAGAGCUGGAGCUGAUCCACCGGCCCCGCCGUCACCUCUCAUACGCUCGUUAUUAACACACUUUCAUUCGGAAAAGGACGCUUAAACACCUCCCAGCCCGAAUAAAGAGACCAGAUCCGGACUGUUUGCUCGGGCUACCCGGAUAAAUAGAGGGGGACGGCGACUCUUGCUGGAUUUAUCACUUUCAAUCAUCAUGGAGUGGUUAAUGGGGAAGGGCAAGGGGAAGCCCAAUGGAAAGAAGCCACUUACAGAAGAGAAAAAGCAUUAUCUGGAUGCAGAGUACACCAAAGUAAGAGUCGUCGAUUUUGACCUCAAGGAGCUGGUGGUGUUACCGAGAGAGAUCGACCUGAACGAAUGGCUCGCCUGCAACACCACGACUUUCUUCAAUCUCAUCAACCUACAGUACAGCACAAUCUCAGAGUUCUGCACGGGCGAAACGUGUCCUGCCAUGACGGCGUGCAAUACGAUAUACUACUGGUAUGAUGAAAAAGGGAAGAAGACGAAAUGCACAGCACCGCAGUAUGUGGACUUUGUCAUGAGCUCAGUUCAGAAGCUUGUGACGGAUGAGGACAUCUUUCCCACAAAAUAUGGUAAAGAAUUCCCCAACACUUUCGACUCACUGGUGAAAAAAAUUUGCAGGUAUCUCUUCCACGUGCUGGGCCACAUCUACUGGUCCCACAACAAGGAAACGGUGGCGAUGGACCUGCACGGACAUCUGAACACACUGUACACACAUUUCAUGGUUUUUAUAAGGGAAUUCAAUCUGAUGGACCCCAAGGAGACGUCCAUAAUGGACGACCUGACGGAGGCCCUCUGCACCCCACUUCCCCCUCAGCCACAGAACCACGUGACCGAGAGAUGAGACCCAGGGUCACGCUCUCUGCACCUGCCAAGCCGGGGUUCACCCUUGCCCCUGACAGGGAGGUGAGAAGGACUACACCAGUCACAAUGCUGCUGGGACUCAUAGACCUUCCACCCUUCCAGAACAUUGUUCUCUUUAGGACCCAGUAAGGAGUGGUCAGCCAGGCCUGCAGAGGGCAGCACUAGCUGUUUCUGCCGGAUCUGUGAGCCUAACCCUUUAACAAAGAACAUCACGAUUAUUUUCUUUCUAGCCUCUUUGAUUUCGUUUCACAAGUGGUUUCGUGCAGCGAAAGAAAGCCGCUUCGUGGUUUAUUUUGCGUCUUCCCACAUGUUCAGCCCCGUAGGACAAUAAGUACCUUUUAAGAGCGUUUGUUGUUAGUGUAACACAAAGAUGCUAGAUCUAUCGUAAUAUAGCAGCACUUUUCCCCUCUUGGUUCUUAUAAGGGUGAGAUGUUGGCCUGGUUCUUCAGAGCCUAGUGUAUGAUAUAAAGGUUUCUCUUUUUUAUUUUAUAGGGUAAAAGGGGUGUGUGUGUGUCUGCGUGCGUGUGUGUGUGUUAAAGGCUUUUGCACUCAGGAACUGAGAGAGCUGUCAAUGCUACCUGCUUACCCAUAAGCCUCUCAGUGUCACUUUACUCAUCCUUAAACAAUCCCAUCAGCCCAUUGGCCCACAUCCGUAUACUUACGGCAUAGACUUCUGUUGCGUAUUAGCAUGUUAACCACUGGAGAUGGUCGUAGGUCGCUCUCAGACAAAAAUAGCCCGUCAUUUUGAUUCUACCUAGGGUGCACGGUGGCUUCACGGCCUGGGUUCAUGUGUUUUCUUUCGAGUGACAAAGACAUUUGUGUUGUCUGCUGAAGCAUUUUUUGAAUGGAAACCCUGCUACUCAGGCGCGGGAAGCCAUGUGUCCCGUUGAAAAGUCCAAACGCUUUGACAUUUCGAGGAGUAAAGUGUCUUGGGUGCAGUAGAAUGCAGGAGAACAUGGGCUUGUAAUCAUGUCUAGACUUAUUUUGAAAAGACAAUUUCUGAAUGGAAAAGAAUGUAAACUUAGUCUCUGUGUUAUUGAUGGCAAAGAUUAUUAUGUAGGAGUGACUGAGAGAGCGAGACGAAGCGUGCAAGACAGAGCAAAAGAUGUUUUAGUUCACCCUUCAUCACUGUUAAGAGAGAGUAAUGCCAGGAUGACCUCUUUGUGAGAAGAUUGGACCUUCUUACCUUUUAAUUUAUUUCUCUUGUUUUCCAUUUUGGUUUUAGUUGACGUUUUCAGGGCUCCUCAGUUCUGGCUUUUGUUUUAUGUAUUUUAAUAAUACUUAAGUUAAAAGCGAUUUAAUAUUUUAAGCUCUGCAAAUUAUAACCUAAUAAAAUAUUUAAAAGUCA
Molecule: messenger RNA, 2458 nt
Organism: Triplophysa dalaica
Lineage: Eukaryota; Metazoa; Chordata; Actinopteri; Cypriniformes; Nemacheilidae
Gene: mob2b
Product: MOB kinase activator 2b
Exons: 5
Coding region: 422-1090 (222 amino acids)
Biological process (GO): positive regulation of protein phosphorylation; signal transduction
Cellular component (GO): nucleus; cytoplasm
Molecular function (GO): protein kinase activator activity
Source: RefSeq, a predicted model, not a curated record